This is a messenger RNA of Zingiber officinale, 1560 nucleotides long. Its product is annotated as syntaxin-81-like. The transcript has 4 exons. The record is from RefSeq and is a predicted model, not a curated record. NCBI's taxonomy places the organism in Eukaryota, Viridiplantae, Streptophyta, Magnoliopsida, Zingiberales, Zingiberaceae. Bases 1037 to 1345 code for a protein of 102 amino acids. Gene Ontology annotation, cellular component: endoplasmic reticulum; SNARE complex. Gene Ontology annotation, biological process: retrograde vesicle-mediated transport, Golgi to endoplasmic reticulum.
ACAGUACUGGUGAUUCCUUUCUGUUCGCGACAUCUCCUCUCGCGCGGCUAGGGCACGCGACCUCCCACUGCCGGCCGUCUCUUCUUCCUCACCACCGGCCGGCAGCUCUUUCUUCUCUUCACUGCCGCACAGACCCCUCUCAAGAAUCAGGAAGUGCAGUGGUGGAUUUCGCCGGCGAUGACGACGCCCAACAACCUUCCCAACGGCGGCCACCACCAGCGCCCACACCCUCUGCCCGACCCUAGGAGGCAGCGACACUACCUUGGCACGCCCAUCGCCACCCCUUCCUCCUCCUCUUCCUCCGCCGCCUCCUUCAAGGGUUGCUGCUGCUACCUCGAUGGCGCUCGAUGUGAUGUUUUAGCAAUCGCUCAUUUUCUUUUAUGCCCCUCCUUUCCUCGGUCUGCGUUUUGAUUCCGAUCGGACACCGCUCCUCCACCGUGCUGCGGCUGUCCGACCGGCGCCCCAGUGCAGCCUCACGCCAGAAAGGGGAAUUCGAUCACUUGUCGUAUAGACGCCUCCGGCCUCACAUGAGAAAGGGGGAACGUUGUCCCCACCCGCGGCGUCACUUCUCCGACGCAGCAUAGACGAGAUUGACCCUGGCCGAUCACCGCCGCCCGCCGCAGCCUUUCACACUGCCUACAGACUCAGUCUCCGGCGCAUCCCAGGUCAGUGACAAUCUCUUUCCUCGAUCUCUCCUGGUUCGGCACAAGGAUCUAAGCAAGCGCCUGCGGCCUCCUCCCUGCUGAUCACCGACGCUUCUGCUCACUACGGUCGGCACACUGCCGCCUAGAUCUACUUCCGGGAUCUUCCCUGUUUUGUACAAGGAUAGCGCCUGCGGUCUCCUCCCCUCUCGGGUUGAGCAGAAGCCACAUCGAUCUACGGCCUCCUCUUGUCUUGGGCUGAUCAAAGGUCGAAGCAUCACUGUAGGCCUCCUCUCCAUUCGGGUUGAGCAGAAGCCCAGCAAGCAGCGUUUCUCCUGCGAACCGCUUCCAACCGUUGAUGAGCAGGUAGAGAUUAGGUGGUAUAAGGUUAUGUGAUGGCUAAGAGUAGGGACAGAAUCGAAGAUUUUAGGGAAGCUACCCGUGCGACAGCUCUCUCUUUUGGCUACGACGAGGCCAAAUUGGCUGCGCUCUUGGCAUCCUUCAUUUUGCGCAAACCCUUGGAGAAACCUCCAUUUGAAAAAGAUGCAAUUAAGACGCUUGAAAGUAUUUCAGAAUUGGAACACUUCAUCACUAAGCAUCGGAAAGAUUAUGUGGAUCUGCAUCGAAUCACUGAACAGGAGAGGGACAACAUUGAACAUGAAGUACUUGAUCCAACCAUGAGGCCGAGUAUAAAAGAGCUUUAAAAGGCUUCAAAUCGAGUGUUUCUAAACAUGUAACCAUUAUCGGUUGGCUAUCAAAAUGGUUGUUCUUGCUGUUUAAUGCCUAUAUUUCUCCUCAAACUUUGCAGUGUACUACUAUUAACAUUUUGUAAAAGCAAGUAGUGUUGUAUUUAUACACUUCGUUUAGGAAUACUUUUAUAAUGUCAGAAUUCUAUUAUUUUGGUAUGAGUUUGAAAUCA